ACAGCCUGAGCUUGCUUUCAAACACCCAUGGCCAUGGCCAUAGAAUCCAUCCCCAUCAUCGAUUUCGCCGAUUUCGGUGACGGUACAUCCCCCGAAGCGCAUGAAAUAGGUAAAUCAUUUUUCAAAGCAUGCAAAGACGUCGGUUUCGCGUACUUGAUCAACACUGGUAUUCCUCAAGAAAUGGUUGAUGGCAUGUUCGAUUGGUCCGCAAAAUUCUUCGCACUCCCACUUUCAACCAAACAAAAAGCCCCCCACCCACCCGAGGGUUGGAAACACGUCGGCUACAGCCCCAUCGGGCUCGAACAAGUCUCCCAAAUGAUCUUCGACCCCACCGAACUAGCCUCGAUCCGUAAAGGCAAAUACCCAGAUUACAAAGAAUCCUUCGACAUCUUCGGCCAGGGUCCUACCAAACGUUUCGAUAACGUCUGGUUACCCGAAUCUGAUUUACCUGGUUUCCGAAGUUAUACUAUGAAAUAUUGGGAUACGUGUCGUCAAUUCCAGAUGGAGAGGUUGUUACCUGCUUUAGCUUUGGGUAUGGGGUUGGAUAGGGGGUUUUUUAAUGGGUAUCAUGGGGAUGGGAAUAAUCAGUUGAGGCUUUUGCAUUAUCCGGAAGGGCCGGUUGAGAUGUUUGAGAGUGGAGAGAAGGGGAGGAUGGGAGGGCAUACGGAUUUUUGUACGUGUACGAUGUUGUUUCAGGAUGAUGUGGGAGGGUUGGAGGUGGAGUGUCCGGGGAGGGAGGGGAUUUUUGUAUCUGUGCCUCCGGUGAGGGGAGCGGCGGUGUUUAAUAUUGGGGAUUUUCUUAUGAGGUGGUCGAAUGAUAUUCUCAAAUCGACGUUACAUCGUGUCCGAGCACCACCGAGGAGAGAAGGCGAUGGGGGAAAGACUCGUGAACGGUUUUCUAUUCCUUACGUAUGUCAUUUCGUUCACUCCCCCACCCGUGGAAGAAAAUGCUAAAUCGAUCCUCCUAGUUCAUGGCUGCAGACUCUGAAAC
Marasmius oreades (fairy-ring Marasmius) is the source of this 991-nucleotide messenger RNA. RefSeq lists its product as uncharacterized. Lineage: Eukaryota; Fungi; Basidiomycota; Agaricomycetes; Agaricales; Marasmiaceae. The transcript has 3 exons. The record is from RefSeq and is a predicted model, not a curated record. Bases 28 to 954 code for a protein of 308 amino acids.